UAAAUAGCUGCUUACCUUCUUGGGAACCUUACCUGCCAAGGCAUUUACCUAGCUUACCUCACUACAUCAUAAUCCAUAUAAUCCUGCAUUUUAUUUUGUCAGCCUCAACAUCGUCAUAGAGGCUGGGUUGGGCAUGAUUUACGAUCUUCACAACUCCUAGCGUCAUUCCUCUUCGGGCGCCACGAGCACUAUGAAUUUAUCAACCAAUAAAGCCCAAGAGCUGCGCGACAAGAUCUCGCAGACGGAAGAAGAACUUCAAGAUUUACGAAGGCAACUAGUUGAACUCGAGUCACCGGUCCCAGAUCCAAGUGCAGAACAGGAAUCUACUUCAGCACUAGAUCGUGAAAACCCCGUGGACACAAUACCUGAGUGGAAAUGGCCUUUGAAAGAGGAUGAAUAUUCCCGAUAUGCUCGUCAGCUUAUUUUGCCUACAGUCGGCAUCAGAGGCCAGUUACGCCUGAAAUCCACCGCUGUAUUGGUAAUCGGUGCUGGAGGACUAGGAUGCCCGGCCGCUGCAUACUUAGCCGGUGCGGGAGUCGGCACUCUCGGGGUCGUUGAUGGCGAUACAGUCGAAGCCUCUAAUUUACAUCGUCAGAUCGCACACAGUACCUCAAGAGUUGGUAUGAUGAAGGUGGACAGCUUGAUCGAGUACUGCCGAGGACUUAAUCCGAAUGUGCCGUACGCUCCCCACAGAGAACAUCUCACACCCCAGAAUGCGGAGAGCAUUGUUUCUAAAUACGAUGUGGUCUUAGACUGCACUGAUCAUCCAACGUCUCGGUAUCUAAUAUCCGAUAUCUGCGUUUUGCUGCAGAAACCACUCGUCUCCGCAUCCGCUCUGCGCACAGACGGGCAGCUGAUCGUUCUAAAUAAUCCGCCGACAGCCCAAGGUUCUAAAGAAGGCGGGCCGUGUUAUCGCUGCGUGUUUCCUAAGCCACCUCCUGCUGAUAGCGUAGUCAGUUGCGGCGAAGGCGGCAUUUUGGGGCCGGUCGUGGGGGUCAUGGGUGUGCUGCAGGCACUUGAGACUAUAAAAUUGAUUGCGGCCGGUAUUAAGGAAGAGAUCAACUCAACGCCAAAAGAGAAAGUUACACCAAGUCUGCUUCUAUUCUCCGCUACUUCAACUACAUCAUUCAGAUCUAUCAGAAUGAGAAGUCGACGACCCGACUGUUUUGCUUGUUCUUCUAAAUCAACUUUGACUUUGAAAGAACUACACUCCGGUUCAUUGGAUUAUGUUCAGUUUUGCGGGGUAACGACACCGGUUAACGUACUGAAGCCCGAAGAGAGAAUCACCGCUACAGAGUAUAAUGCCAUUCUAGCAAAACAACUCGAUAAGACACAUCUAUUGUUGGAUGUCCGCGAAAAGGAGCAUUUUGAUAUUGGCAGCAUAUCAGGUGCUGUGAACGUGCCAUUUUCUACAUUACAGUCCCGCGGUAAGUCAAUUACCAAUGGUGAGCGAUUGGAACUAGAAUACAUACCAGAUACAUUACCACCUGAUGCAGCUAUAUACGUUGUCUGUCGGGUAGGAAAUGAUUCACAGUUGGUGACACAAAAGUUGAAAGAAAUGGGUUUAGACAAAAAUGGAGGUCGCUUCAUAGGCGAUAUUAAGGGGGGUAUGCAGGCGUGGAAGCGCGAAGUUGAUAACACGAUGCCAUUCACGUAAUAUUUUCAAGUCUCAUGUCUCAUGCUUCAUAAUGCAUCAAAACUCGUGGCCAAUAUGGGAAAGGGGGGGUUCCAUUCCGAAAAUCCAUUCCAAUCCUUGCUGCUGUUAUUACAUGGGAGGGAGAGGCACCAAACGCCUAUCCAUUGAAU
Messenger RNA from Hypoxylon trugodes, 1806 nucleotides. Its product is annotated as adenylyltransferase. Gene Ontology annotation, biological process: protein urmylation; tRNA wobble position uridine thiolation. Gene Ontology annotation, cellular component: cytoplasm; cytosol. The coding region runs from base 191 to 1657 and encodes 488 amino acids. Gene Ontology annotation, molecular function: thiosulfate-cyanide sulfurtransferase activity; URM1 activating enzyme activity; adenylyltransferase activity. The transcript has a single exon. The record is from RefSeq and is a predicted model, not a curated record. NCBI's taxonomy places the organism in Eukaryota, Fungi, Ascomycota, Sordariomycetes, Xylariales, Hypoxylaceae.